CAAGCAUGAGAGUGCAUGCUUUGUCAGAUUAUUCUCCCAAAUGCACAACACUUGCCCAAAAAGCACUUCUUCUUGGUCUCUAGCUCUUGUUCUGUUUCCGUCACAUUGAACAAUCUAAGAUUCCUCAUAAAUUAAAAGGAUAUAUUUCCAUUAUUCUUACUUUCGUUUCUCCUUUUCCACUAUUUAAGGAUGCAAUAGUCACAAGACCAAAGUUAAUAUUGUUACACACAGCACAAGAUGAGUUCUCAGAUUCUAUUGUACCUUGUUCUGCAACUCCUGGCUAGUAAUUGUUAUGCUCAACUUCGCCUCGAUUAUUACCGGAACACAUGCCCGGAUGUCGAAUCCAUAGUUCGCACCGCCGUCGAAACAAAACUUCAGCAAACAUUUGUUACAGCACCGGGCACACUGAGGUUAUUUUUCCACGACUGUUUUGUUCGGGGAUGUGAUGCUUCAGUGAUGCUGGCAUCAAGAAACAACAGUACAGAGAAGGAUAACGGUAUCAAUCUGUCACUGGCUGGUGACGGUUUUGAUACUGUCAUCAAAGCCAAGGCUGCUGUGGAUAGUGUACCUCGCUGCCAAAAUAAGGUUUCUUGUGCUGAUAUUCUGGCAAUGGCUGCUAGGGACGUUGUUGCAUUGACAGGAGGACCAUCUUAUGCAGUUGAGUUAGGAAGGUUAGAUGGGAGAAUCAGUACAAAAGCUAGUGUGAGACACCAUCUACCUCAUGCUGAUUUCACACUAACACAGCUAAUUCAGAUGUUUGCUUCAAAUGGACUCACCCUUAGAGAUCUUGUUGCAUUAUCAGGAACACAUACUAUUGGUUUCUCUCACUGCAACCAAUUCUCCAAAAGAAUCUACAACUUCAGAACCAAGAACAGAAUUGAUCCAACAUUGAAUCCGGAAUAUGCGAAACAACUCCUGCAACUGUGUCCUAAAAGUGUUGACCCCAGAAUUGCCAUAGACAUGGAUCCAACUACACCUAGAACAUUUGAUAACCAGUACUACAAGAAUCUCCAACAAGGAAAAGGGCUUCUUUCUUCUGAUCAGACUUUGUUCACUGAUAAAAGAUCAAGAAAGCUAGUGAACUUGUUCGCCUCGAACGGCACAGAAUUCGAACGGGCUUUUGUGGUUGCUAUGAGGAAGCUUGGAAGGAUAGGGAUCAGAACAGGGAAUCAGGGAGAAAUCAGGAGAGAUUGCACUAUGAUUAACUAAACAAUUCAUAAUCAACUACUUGUUUCUGUUCUUUGUUAUUCUUGCAGACAUAGAUAAUAAGUUUUAAAACAUGGAAAAGGAUGGAAAUAGUUCCUUGCUUAUAAAACUGUUAAGAUACUUUUAGUCAUAUAUAAAUUUUUUACUAUUGAUUAGGAAGGUGCGGCCAAAUUUAGGUCUGCAAACACAGUCUAAUCAGUAGUGAAAAUCUAUAUAUGUUUCACACAUGAGGACCCCUUUCUGCAGAAGAACUUCGGUGAAACCUUAAUUUUUAAGCAUCUUUAAACAGAGUUAAGUGUCACUUUUUUUAAUUUCU
Molecule: messenger RNA, 1522 nt
Organism: Arachis duranensis
Lineage: Eukaryota; Viridiplantae; Streptophyta; Magnoliopsida; Fabales; Fabaceae
Product: peroxidase 45
Exons: 4
Coding region: 238-1209 (323 amino acids)
Biological process (GO): hydrogen peroxide catabolic process; response to oxidative stress
Molecular function (GO): heme binding; peroxidase activity
Source: RefSeq, a predicted model, not a curated record